AUGGUGUAACUUACGGAAAGUGUUUCUGAAACAAUCCGUACUUUUGAUAUUGUUGAUAGAAGAUCUAUGUCAGUUAUUUUUGUAAACUAAUGAGUAAUGCCUUUUGAGAAAAUCCUCUUCAGGAAGUUAGAGAAGAAUUGCAAUCUGAAAUGGAGCAAUUUAAUUGUAUGGUCCAAUCACAAACUGUGGAUGCCUAAGCCAUUGCUAAGCAUACAUGUGAGGAUGGGCGAUAAGGCAUGUGAAAUGAAGAUAUUUGAAUUUGAAGAAUACAAGAAACGUGCUGAACGCAUAAGAAAGCACUUCCCACACCUUGUCAGCAUCUGGUUAUCCACGGAGAUGCAAGAAGUAAUUGAUAGAUCGAGAUCAUACCCACAGUGGAAUUUCUACUACACAAACGUGACAUGCCAGGUGGGGAACAUGUCAAUGGCUACUUACGAAGCCAGCCUAGGGAGGGAAACCAGCACGAAUUACCCUCUCGUGAAUUUCUUGAUGGCUGGGGAAUCAGAUUUCUUCGUCGGAGCCUUGGGUUCCAGUUGGUACUUUCUUAUAGACGGAAUGAGGAACAUUGGAGGAAAAGUAAUGGCUGGCUAUUUAAGUGUCAACAAGGAUCGGUUUUGGUAGCUAGAGAGUAAAUAUACAUAAAGAUGUUGGCUGGCGGUUAUAUGGGUGCGUAUGUUGUAGUUUGUUUGUCACAUGUAUAUGGGUAUCCAUUUUUGUAAAUGUUCAUGUAUUUAGCAAACUAAUGCACAGAAAAUUAACGGUCAAUGUUGUUGAUGGUGCUGUACUUCUAUAAUAA
Messenger RNA from Rhododendron vialii, 796 nucleotides. RefSeq lists its product as uncharacterized. The record is from RefSeq and is a predicted model, not a curated record. Bases 97 to 621 code for a protein of 174 amino acids. NCBI's taxonomy places the organism in Eukaryota, Viridiplantae, Streptophyta, Magnoliopsida, Ericales, Ericaceae. Gene Ontology annotation, biological process: protein N-linked glycosylation. The transcript has 2 exons. Gene Ontology annotation, molecular function: alpha-(1->6)-fucosyltransferase activity.